AGCCGCCACUCCGGGUUUAUUUGUUUACAAGCGGAUUACGUCAGCUCCUCCCUCUCUUCCCUAUCUCUGGACCCGCCUCCUGGACUCUUUUCCCGCCCCUUUCGGCUCCGAACCGUCUUGCGUCACAAUGGUGCGAUAUUCGGAUUGGCUGGAGUCGGCCAUCACGCUCCAGCUACGCCACUUCCUUUUCGUGGCACUAUAAAGGGUGCUGCACGGCGCUUGCAUCUCUUCGCCCCUCGGAGCUGGAAAUGCAGCUUUUGAGAUCUUCGAAUGCUGCGGAGCUGGAGGCGGAGGCGGCUGGGGAGGUCCGAGCGAUGUGACCAGGCCGCCAUCGCUCGUCUCUUCCUCUCUCCUGCCGCCUCCUGUCUCGAAAAUAACUUUUUUAGUCUAAAGAAAGAAAGAAAAAAGUAGUCGUCCGCCCCUCACGCCCUCUCUUCCUCUCAGCCUUCCGCCCGGUGAGGAAGCCCGGGGUGGCUGCUCCGCCGUCGGGGCCGCGCCGCCGAGCCCCGGCCGCCCCGGGCCGCCCCCGCACGCCGCCCCCAUGCAUCCCUUCUACACCCGGGCCGCCACCAUGAUAGGCGAGAUCGCCGCCGCCGUGUCCUUCAUCUCCAAGUUUCUCCGCACCAAGGGGCUCACGAGCGAGCGACAGCUGCAGACCUUCAGCCAGAGCCUGCAGGAGCUGCUGGCAGAACAUUAUAAACAUCACUGGUUCCCAGAAAAGCCAUGCAAGGGAUCGGGUUACCGUUGUAUUCGCAUCAACCAUAAAAUGGAUCCUCUGAUUGGACAGGCAGCACAGCGGAUUGGACUGAGCAGUCAGGAGCUGUUCAGGCUUCUCCCAAGUGAACUCACACUCUGGGUUGACCCCUAUGAAGUGUCCUACAGAAUUGGAGAGGAUGGCUCCAUCUGUGUGCUGUAUGAAGCCUCACCAGCAGGAGGUAGCACUCAAAACAGCACCAACGUGCAAAUGGUAGACAGCCGAAUCAGCUGUAAGGAGGAACUUCUCUUGGGCAGAACGAGCCCUUCCAAAAACUACAAUAUGAUGACUGUAUCAGGUUAAGAUAUAGUCUGUGGAUGGAUCAUCUGAUGAUGAUGGAUAAAUUUGAUUUUUGCUUUGGGUGGGCUCCUCUUGGGGAUGGAUUAUGGAAUUUAAACCAUGUCACAGCUGUGAAGAUCUGGCACAAGAUAGAAUGGUAAAAAAAAAAAAAAAAUUUUUAAGUGACAGUGCCAUAGUUUGGACAGUACCUUUCAAUGAUUAAUUUUAAUAGCCUGUGAGUCCAAGUAAAUGAUCACUUUAUUUGCUAGGGAGGGAAGUCCUAGGGUGGUUUCAGUUUCUCCCAGACAUACCUAAAUUUUUACAUCAAUCCCUUUAAAGAAAAUCUGUAUUUCAAAGAAUCUUUCUCUGCAGUAAAUCUCGCAGGGGAAUUUGCACUAUUACACUUGAAAGUUGUUAUUGUUAACCUUUUCGGCAGCUUUUAAUAGGAAAGUUAAACGUUUUAAACAUGGUAGUACUGGAAAUUUUACGGCAAGACUUUUACCUAGCACUUAAAUAUGUAUAAAUGUACAUAAAGACAAACUAGUAAGCGUGACCUGGGGAAAUGGUCAGACCUUGUAUUGUGUUUUUGGCCUUGAAAGUAGCAAGUGACCAGAAUCUGCCAUGGCAACAGGCUUUAAAAAAGACCCUUAAAAAGACACUGUCUCAACUGUGGUGUUAGCACCAGCCAGCUCUCUGUACAUUUGCUAGCUUGUAGUUUUCUAAGACUGAGUAAACUUCUUAUUUUUAGAAAGUGGAGGUCUGGUUUGUAACUUUCCUUGUACUUAAUUGGGUAAAAGUCUUUUCCACAAACCACCAUCUAUUUUGUGAACUUUGUUAGUCAUCUUUUAUUUGGUAAAUUAUGAACUGGUGUAAAUUUGUACAGUUCAUGUAUAUUGAUUGUGGCAAAGUUGUACAGAUUUCUAUAUUUUGGAUGAGAAAUUUUUCUUCUCUCUAUAAUAAAUUGUUUCUUAUCUUGGCAUUUUAA
Molecule: messenger RNA, 2018 nt
Organism: Pan troglodytes (chimpanzee)
Lineage: Eukaryota; Metazoa; Chordata; Mammalia; Primates; Hominidae
Gene: BTG1
Product: BTG anti-proliferation factor 1
Exons: 2
Coding region: 542-1057 (171 amino acids)
Biological process (GO): negative regulation of cell population proliferation
Cellular component (GO): cytoplasm; nucleus
Source: RefSeq, a predicted model, not a curated record